Molecule: messenger RNA, 752 nt
Organism: Apaloderma vittatum (bar-tailed trogon)
Lineage: Eukaryota; Metazoa; Chordata; Aves; Trogoniformes; Trogonidae
Product: ras-related GTP-binding protein D
Exons: 4
Coding region: 48-752 (234 amino acids)
Biological process (GO): cellular response to starvation; positive regulation of TOR signaling; regulation of autophagy
Cellular component (GO): lysosome; Gtr1-Gtr2 GTPase complex; nucleus
Molecular function (GO): GTPase activity; GTP binding
Source: RefSeq, a predicted model, not a curated record
AUUUCAAUGAUCCCUUCAGUACGGAAGUUAAGCCAAGAAUCCUGCUCAUGGGAUUGAGAAGAAGUGGGAAGUCUUCCAUUCAGAAAGUGGUCUUUCACAAAAUGUCACCGAAUGAGACUCUCUUCUUGGAGAGCACAAACAAGAUCUGCAGAGAGGAUGUUUCCAACAGUUCCUUUGUCAACUUCCAAAUAUGGGAUUUUCCUGGGCAAAUUGACUUCUUUGACCCUACGUUUGACUAUGAGAUGAUUUUCAGAGGCACUGGAGCACUGAUAUUUGUUAUUGAUUCUCAGGAUGAUUAUAUGGAAGCGUUAGCUCGGCUGCAUCUUACUGUGACCAGAGCCUAUAAAGUGAAUCCAGAUAUUAACUUUGAAAUCUUUAUCCAUAAAGUGGAUGGUUUAUCUGAUGAUCACAAGAUUGAAACACAGAGAGAUAUUCACCAGAGGGCAAAUGAUGACCUUGCAGAUGCUGGACUGGAGAAGAUUCACCUCAGCUUUUAUCUGACAAGCAUAUAUGAUCAUUCUAUAUUUGAAGCGUUUAGCAAAGUGGUACAGAAACUGAUUCCACAGCUCCCAACACUGGAAAACCUGCUUAACAUCUUUAUUUCAAAUUCUGGGAUUGAAAAAGCAUUUUUAUUUGAUGUAGUCAGUAAGAUCUAUAUUGCUACGGACAGUACUCCAGUGGAUAUGCAAACUUACGAGCUCUGCUGUGAUAUGAUAGAUGUUGUGAUUGACAUUUCUUGUAUAUAUGGGUAA